AAAACUUGUUUACAUUUGUGUUUGUGGCGGGCAAGAAUUAUCUUUGUUUUCGGUUGAUUAUAAAAGUUGUAUAUUAAUAUUUUAAUGAUAUUGAGAAGUAAAUUAGUGCUUUAAUAUGUCCAGUACUAACAAGUCUUCAAAGAAGCGGAAACCUUCCACCCCUGAUGAAACCAUAACCGAAAAGAAAAGACCAAAAACUCAAGCGUCUACCUCCAACCAAGAAUCAACAUGUGAAAGGCGAGCAGGCACAGUAAACUACAUAAUACUGAGAAACUUCAUGUGUCACUCUUUGCUAGAAGUAGAUUUUACCCAAAAUAACAUUAGUAUGGUAAUUGGAAAAAAUGGCAGCGGAAAAAGUGCUAUUUUAACCUCUUUGAUUGUCGGAUUAGGAGGCAAGGCCAGUUUAACUAGUCGAGGAACGAGUGUAAAAGGUUUUGUAAAAGUGGGAAAACCAUCUUGCAACAUUGAAAUUCAAUUAUGCAACGAAGGCCCCAUGGCAUACCGACCAAGACUAUUUGGAAACACUAUAACAAUUAUAAGAAAUAUUUCCGCUGGGGGUGGAGGAAGCUACAAAAUAAAAUCUGCAGAAGGUGAAGUAAUUUCGACAUCGGCCAAGGAAGUCACGAAUAUUACCACGAAUUUAAAUAUUCAAGUGGAUAAUCCUAUUUGUGUUCUGACGCAGGAUACCUCGAGGAACUUUUUGAGUAGCAACGACCCAAAAAUCAAAUUCAUGUUAUUUAUGAAGGCUACUAAGUUGGACGUGCUUGAAACCGAGUAUCGGACCAUUUUGAGCAAUAAAAAUGAAUGUUGCAGGAUUUUGGAUGAUAAGAAAACUAAUUUCAUGAAUCUGCAAGAAGAAAUCAGAAGACUAAAACGUAAAAUUGACGGCCACCAGUCAAUAGUAAAUCUAAAAGAGCGAAAGUUGGCUUUACAAUGCGAAAUGCUCUGGUCGGAAGUAAAAGACGUUGAAAAAGAGCUGGAGGAGGACCAAAAGAAACUGGAAAAAAUGGUCAAGAAACUGGAGGAUUUUCAGGCGAACAGCAACAAAAAAACCGUGGAAAUCGAGGGGAUCGAGAGCAAGAUCAGGGAAUACGAACGGCAACUGGCCGAGCUAAAAGACCAACUGGAAAUCCAACAAAGGCCCCAAAACGAUGUCAAAAGGAUAUUAGAUGAGCUUCAUACUGCUUAUAAUGAAGCCAAAGCAAGGAGGCAGGGCCUUAGUAUCGAAAUCAACUCGAAGAUCAGUGAUGUGGAGUAUUUGCAGCAAGAAAUAACCAAUGCCAACGAGAAUGUUUCGAAGGUAGAGCAGGAGAAAAAGGAACGGCUAGUGAAACUAUCAAGGCUGCAAGAAAAAAUUAAAAGUGUCGAUGAUCACUUGGAAACCGCGCGAAAUGAGCUGUUUCAAAUCAGAGGAGACGUGUCGAGGAAACAAGAGGAUGAAGAGAGUUUGAGGGUUGAACUUACUCAAGCGGAUCAAAAAAUUUCUAGAGAAGAAGCCAGUUUGCAAGCAUUAAACCAAACAUCUGGAAACAGCCUGGUAAUAUACGGCAGAAAUAUACCUACCGUAAAAGAAAUUAUUAAGCAAAACAGACACAAGUUUCAAUAUGAGCCAAAAGGUCCUUUGGGCGCCUACAUAAAGUUAAAAGACAAAAAGUGGGCUGUGGCGGCCGAGGGUUACCUAGGGGGAGGAAUGCUGAGCGCUUUUACGGUUGAUAACCAACAAGAUUGCAACUUAUUGAGGCAAAUAUUCGCGCAAUAUUUGCAGGGCGAGCGCCAACCCACCAUCAUUACUUCAAAGUUCCUUAAAACUAAACAUGACGUGCGUGAUAAUUUAGUGCAAGCGCCAAGGGAUUGUAUAUCUUUAUAUGACGCCCUGAUAAUUCAUGAUGUGGUCGUUUCAAAUUGUAUAGUUGAUCAGAUGUCUUCUGAGAAUAUAUUGCUUAUACCUAAUGGGGAGAGGGCCAUGGAGCUGAUGUCUGAUAGGGCAAACGUCCCCAGAAACUGCAGACAAGGGAUUACCAUAACUGGUGACAAAUACUACCCAGAUCCAGACUACAAAACUUACGCGUCCACUUAUCACAAGGCGCGUUAUUUACAAAUCGAUACCAAAGAACAUAUCCAGCAUCUUCAGGAAACUAUCCAAGCCUUGAAGACCAGACGGCAAACUGUGCAUAACCAACUAAAAUCCCUGCAAAGGGAUAUAAACAAUCAAACGUUACUACAAAAAGAGUUGGAGGAUAAAAUCCGGAGGGUCACCGUGGCCAAACAGCAAAUUAGAAAGCAAUAUGAUGAGUUGAGCACCGAAGCCGAACCGGAGGUCCAUAAUUUGCAAAAUCUCGAACAAGAGCUGCAAAGCGUGAAAACCACCCUAAUCGAAAAAAACGCUGAACUAGGCCAAGCGGAGGAACAGAUGCGCGAAAUCCAGUCGAAAAUCACUGGACAAACGGAGAAACUGGCUCAAAUGAAAAAAUCUGCCAAGUCGUUAGAAGAACGACUGUGGCCUGUCCAAGAAAAGAUCAAAGAAUGCGAGUCGAAGCGACGUCAACUGUCAACUGUUGGCGGGUUCGAUCAGCAACGUUUGGCGGAACUACAGAGGAAAGUGGACAGUGCGCGGUCCGUGGUCGUUUUGAAACAAACGGAAGUGACCACUAAGACGAAGAACGCUUCUAAGUUUAAGAGGCCAGAAGAAAUCAGAAACAUUCCCGAAAUAAAUACUGAAGUACAGGAAAUCACGAGGGCGAUAGCCCGUAUGGAAAAUGAAAACGAGGAUAUCGAAGUAGUCAGCGCCCGACACAGGCAGCUAAUUGAAAAAUAUAAAUCGGUAGCGGAUAUAAUGAAAAUGUUGUACAAAGACAGAGAAGAGCUAGAUAAAGCCGUGGACCGAAGAAAAAAACAUUAUAAACUUACAGAAAACUAUUUUGUUACUUUCAUGAAACAUUCCUUUAAGAAAAUAUUAGAAUUUAGGGGUUUUAAGGGCUCAAUAGAAAUAAAUAUGGACCUUAAAAAGCUAGAUUUAGUAGUUAUUCCGCAACAAGGCUCUCAGGGAUUGACCACUACAUCGAAUUUGUCAGGGGGCGAAAGGUCGUUUUCUACGGUGGCCUUUUUAUAUGCCUUGUGGCAAUGUAUGGACUUUCCGUUUUAUUUUCUGGACGAAUUUGAUGUAUAUAUGGAUAAAUUAAACCGUACCAAAGUGAUAGACAUCUUACUGCACCACGCCAAUUCCAAGCCAGACUUGCAAUUUGUGUUUUUGACGCCGCAAGAUGUUUCGUUUGUGAAACAAAAUGUUUCGAUUCUUAGGUUGGAGGAUCCAGAAAGACUCAAUACUUAGGACUAAGAACAAACUGUUAACAUCACAAACAAAAAUGAAUAAAACAUUUUAGAACAAACUUACAUCUACACUAUACUAUUAAAAAAAAGUAUUAUAAUUAAUCACUAAAAAGUGAUUGCAUUUGUAAAAUAGAUUAUUUUUUUACAA
Anthonomus grandis grandis is the source of this 3475-nucleotide messenger RNA. RefSeq names its product structural maintenance of chromosomes protein 6 (gene SMC6). Gene Ontology annotation, cellular component: nucleus; site of double-strand break; Smc5-Smc6 complex. Bases 116 to 3328 code for a protein of 1070 amino acids. The record is from RefSeq and is a predicted model, not a curated record. NCBI's taxonomy places the organism in Eukaryota, Metazoa, Arthropoda, Insecta, Coleoptera, Curculionidae. Gene Ontology annotation, molecular function: single-stranded DNA binding; damaged DNA binding. The transcript is spliced from 15 exons. Gene Ontology annotation, biological process: double-strand break repair via homologous recombination.